Molecule: messenger RNA, 5144 nt
Organism: Salmo salar (Atlantic salmon)
Lineage: Eukaryota; Metazoa; Chordata; Actinopteri; Salmoniformes; Salmonidae
Product: beta-1,4-galactosyltransferase 2
Biological process (GO): carbohydrate metabolic process
Cellular component (GO): Golgi apparatus
Molecular function (GO): galactosyltransferase activity
Source: RefSeq, a predicted model, not a curated record
CGGGAGUUUGGACCAACUGAGACUCCGUACUGAAGAGAGCGAGAUGAACCUGCUACAGUCUCCUUUUUGCUUCAUAUCAACACCAAACCUAACGGAUUGACUGAAUUAUGAAGAUAGAAGAUUUACUGCACUAUAUUUGGCAUAUUGCCCUCCGUAAAUGAUCAAACAAAAUGAGGCAUUCAUAUCUGCCAUGUCUUUUAUAUGGCAAAACGUUUUUAACAGUAUCUGCACGAAAAAUGAAAUGACCGAUUUUAUCAUCAGAAAUAAAACGGGAUCCAUGCUUUAUUACGUGCAUUUUUUGUGAGGGAUUUUUGUAAUUUUAGUUUUUUUUAAUGACAUUUACAGAUGUCAUAUAAAAGCUUGGUGCAACAAAAAGGAAAUGCAUUCAUAGAAGAGAGGAGGAUUGCUUGCCACCUCAAGGUGAUAGUGGGAGCCAGUGUGCAGCAGUCCAGGCCCAGGGGAGGGACCGACCGAGUGAAUGCCCCAGGCUGUGCAGCGGGGGCGACAGGCUCGACCAUGACUCGGCUGAUGCUGGGCCGGACCCUGGAGCGCAUCUGCAAGGCUGUCCUGCUGCUCUGCCUGGUGCACUUCGUCAUCAUGAUGAUCCUCUACUUCGACGUCUACAGCCAGCGCUUCGACCAGAUCUUCAGCCGCUUCAACAAUGGCCGCAACGCCAGCCGCAACGGACACCACUACUACUACAACCUCAGCCGGCCCAACGCCACCUACGCCAGCUACCUGGCCACCGCAGACCAGCUGCUGCCCACCAUACGACCCGAGGGAAACCACACACCGCCGACUACCAAGCCUAUACCACCUUGCCCGGAGAUACCCCCUGGUCUAGUGGGCCGCCUCCUCAUCGAGUUUGCCUCCCAGAUGACGAUGGAACGGGUGCAGAAGGAGAACCCCAACGUGACGGAGGGGGGCAAGUACACCCCACCGGACUGCCGCGCCAAACAGAAGGUGGCUAUCAUUAUCCCGUUCAGACACAGAGACAACCACCUCAAGUACUGGCUGCACUACCUACAUCCCAUCCUACGACGGCAGAAGAUCGACUACGGCAUCUAUAUCAUAACCCAGCUUGGUGAGGAAACCUUCAACAGAGCCAAGCUCCUGAACGUGGGCUACACUGAGGCCCUGAAGGAUGCAGAGUAUGACUGCUUCAUCUUCAGCGACGUGGACCUCAUCCCUAUGGACGACCGUAACCUCUACCACUGUUACGACCAGCCACGACACUUUGCCAUCGCUAUGGACAAGUUUGGCUUUAGGCUUCCUUACGCGGGGUACUUUGGCGGGGUUUCUGGGCUGAGCAAAAAACAGUUUCUCAAGAUCAAUGGCUUCCCCAACGAGUACUGGGGCUGGGGAGGAGAGGAUGACGAUAUCUAUAACAGGAUCACCCUCAACGGGAUGAAGGUGGUUCGACCGGACGUCCGGAUCGGCCGCUACAGGAUGAUCAAACACGAAAGAGACAAGCACAAUGAACCCAACCCACAAAGAUUCAAUAAGAUCCAGAACACCAAGAACACUAUGAAGAGAGAUGGGAUCAGCACGUUAACGUACCGUGUGCUCCAGUUUAAGAAGUACCCUCUCUACACCAACAUCUCUGUGGAGAUCGGCAAGCCCCCGCCCCGGCCUUUCAGGGGAUAGAGAGAUAGAGAGACCCGGCCUGGACAUGGAGAGGGAGGGAGAUGGGGCAGAGAACGAUAAUGCACAGUAGAGAGCCUCCAUCUCUGCCUCCACCUCCCUCAGCCCGACGCAGACCCAGAUACCCCCCACUGACCUGGGCUAGGAGCCCGCCCAGAUCCCUCACAGCCCACUCUGAGUGGAGAUACAUACCUGUUGCAGUCCAACACUGCUCACAGCUCAAUGGUUACGGCAGGCCUCCAACCUGGGACGCUGACCAGCUGACUCUGGGGGGACUAACUCUCAGGAAUAGAUGAAGAGGGGGGAUGUAUUAGAUCAGAUUCAUUCUCCUGGCUGGAGCCACAGUGCUGUUCUGGAAAUGUGCAUACUGUACAUGAAACACACAGCAACAGGGAUGAGGAUGUCCAGGGUUCAAGGGGAGUCAUAUCGACAUUGGAUUGUUGACACGCUGGGGGUUGGGUUUGGGAUUCAGAGUUAUUGGAGCAGAACCAAGAAGAGCAGCCCUGAUCUCUCUGUGAGAAUCUAUCUGUCAAUCAGAACAUACUAUAUUGGCGCAAAAUGAAUGUGUACUGUCUGUGCCUGCAUCUAACGCAGGCUUUCUCCAUUUCCCAUGUCUCUGCCAUUGACAAAUGGUUCUGGAGCAGAGCGACAUUGUGCACCAACUCCGGUCUCUCUUUGGUCUCUUUUUUUUUGUGACAAAGAAUUGUUACUAUCUGUGGAUGGAAACAAGUUUGAGAGACAUAUAGUGAAUAAAGACCUCCUAGUAGUGGAUGGGUAUGACUAUCUAAGGACCUGGUUUGGACCUGUUUGUGGAGAAGAGAGGUCCAGUAAAUAGAACAGAAGAUGAACUUCUGGCAGGGUUCUAACUGGUGAUCAUCAGACGUGUUCGGACGUAUUCUCACUCACAAAGGUUACAGUAGAUAGUGAUGGGAGGUUAAACCUUUGCUGUUUAACAAUGGAUACCGGCAGUUUUAGAAGAGGAUCAUCUCUUGCUCAAAAUACAAGACUCUUUACUCAAUUUUUUAGUUUUAGUUUCGAAAUUAAUAAAAUGAUAAGGCAUUGAUAACCUAGUAGUGGAAAUUGUGAAUGAUGUUGAUAGAGAGUCUAGUAUGGUGAAUAUUUGCAUUGUAGCAUUCAUUCCAUCCAUUCAAAGGCAGAAGCACACUGCACUGAGGUGAUAAGGACACAACGGAAGUUAGUUAUUUCCUCAGGGUGGAUUCCCCGAGAAUAAAUGGAAAACUAGCCCACAUACAGUAAGAACAAAUCUAAUAUCGUAUUACUAUUAACACCUCCAGUGUAUGAAAGCCUUUUAACGUCUUAAGUAAGUAAGCUUUCUCUUCUCUCACUCUCUUCUCCUUUUUUUGUACUGCCUAAACACCAAACUGAUGCCUUCAGAAUUUUUAUGAGGGGCAAUGAUAAGGAAUGCUGCAUUUUGGGAUUUUUUUUAAUGACAUUCCUGUUGUGUGAAGUGACGGGGAAAUCUUUUUGUAUUAUCAAUGGUUUUCUUGGCCAGGCUUGAGGCAGUGAGUAUCUAGAGAUGCCCCAACCAACCAGUUUCCCCUCUGUUUAUUUUUAAGAGUCUUUUAAAGAUAGAGUGCAUUUCCCUUUUUUCUCUCGACAACACCCUCCACUGCCUUUUAUUCCUCUCUCUGGCAAGGCCAUAUCUCUCUCUUUGUGCCGUGUGUGUCUGUGAACACCACAAUGUUUUUCUGUACUUGGCCAUCUGAUGAAUACACAGACAGCUGUAUCUGAAGCACACAGCUCCUCUAUAGAAAUAUCAGCAGUAUUUCAACAAUCCUCUCUCUCUCUCUCUCUUCUCUCCUUUCUCUCUCAUUCUGCUUUUUCAUUUUUCAGUUUGUUACUACUGGUGUGAGUUGCUGCGCCCUUGGAAAAGAGAGCACCUCGCAAAGUGAAUGCUCUACUCCCCAUUCAACACCGGAGACUGAUGUCCUUUUACACUACUCUAUUUAAAUGUAACUGUCAAAUGGAUGUACUGUGUAUGCACUGCUCUCUGAUGACUGUGGACCACAGGACUUAGAAUUUCACAUAUUCCUGCCUAUGGUCCCAGUAUAGUAUGAUUCAUCAGGCUGCCAAGCUUCUGCUUUUAUGUUCAAUGCUGAGGGAAUAAUUUUCCAAAAGGCUAAAUAUACUACUUGGAACUUUGGGAAGGAGCUUUUACAUAUAGCUAGCAUCCUCAUUACCUAAAAUCUGUUUAACAGAACGAGCUCACUACUGAUGCAGCACACAACCCCCAAAAAAAACUUGGUACUGAAGUUGUAUUCACUGGUUUCAUUAAAUUAAAUCAUUUGACUUUUUUUUAUCAUAACUCCAGUCCAAGAAAUGGUUGGAUAUUUGGUUUACUAUAUGGUAGACCACAGGAUGGGAUUUCUGUACAUAUCAGACUUGUAGACUCACUCAACAGCUCGUAGCGAUCAUUACAGGUGCAUGGACAGGCAUUAUAAUGUAAUUUGUGUUGUGAACAGAGGAAAACGUAUAAUAGAACUCAGUCUGUUCUGUUGACUUGAUAUCUAUACGGAGAUCAUGAACCAAGUAGGCUAUAACAGGAAUAAUACAUCCUAUUGGUUCUAUUGUAUCAAUCUAAUCAUGAAUCAUAUUGGUAUAUCCAUGAUAUUAUCUUGUUUGGCCUAUAGGCUGUAUUCUGCCCCACUACCCCACACAUAGUGACUGUGGUAUAACAUUGUAGGUACUGUAUAAUAUAGAUUUGAUAUGAUGCGUAUUGACAGGGGGACCUUUCAGCAUAAGCUUAGAGACAUCCUUCCCAGGACUGUUUCUCUCUUUCACAACUCGCCAGCUAUGAAUCAGUGAUAAAGCAUCACUCCUCGUCUGCGUCCCAAAUGGCACCCCAUUCCCCACAUAGUGCACUAUGGGGCCCCUAUGGGCCCUGGUCAAAAGUAGUGCACUAUGUAGGCAAUAGGGAAUCAUUUUGGCUGCAUCCCUCUGCUCCCACCCUCCCCGCAGUCAACUAUUAUUAUCUUCAGUUUGUCCUGCUAAUUGUCAGUUUGUCAGUUUGUCCUGCUAAUAAUUGCUGGGAAUCAGCUUGUUUCGUUGACCAUGUUUUUGAUGCAGCCUUGAGUAGGAAAAGCUGACAGAUGGAAUGCUAAUGUACUAUCCACCCUUUGGAGUGUGUCUGAAGUUCUCUCUUCAUCCAUCUCCUGUUGGCAGACAUUGCACAGCUUCCUCCUUCUUAUAUGUUUGAACCUAAUGCUCAUUGAGCAAUCUUUUCCCUAAUUGUCAGAGCCGUCGUUUAAAGGAAGUGGUGGGUAACUGAAACAGGAACAAGAUAGGAUGAGGGCAUUGGAGAACAACAUCAACUACUGACUGCCUCAGGUCUUCAAGCCUGAGUGCAUUUUUAAAGAUUUACUGUAUCUAUCUAGGUUUUGUACAUUGAAUGUUGAAAAUAUUAUAUCUUAUAUAGAAUGCAUAAUGUCAUAUCAAACCUACUUUUUCUAUACAAUCAAUAAAUCUGAUGGUAAAUGAGA